AUGCCAGAUCCUUUGGAGGCGCCAUUUAAAGGCCUCCUGCUUAUUACUGAGGCAGCUAGAGGUGGUGACUGCGGUGCUAUGAUUUACUUGGCUGAAAUCAACUAUAUUGGGUUCGGCAACAACCCUCAGCCCUUAAUAUCAACCCACAAAACUUCAACGGGAGGGAAUGAUGACAAGUUGAGUCAACAAAUGGACGCCAUGACUCUGGAUGAUUGCCUCUCCUCUCAGAAAACAGGUGUUCUCCUCCAGGGUGGACUGCCGUUUCGAUCUCAUCUAAGUCUUGUCAACACCACCAGCGGAAGUCGAACCAUGACAGUGCAGCGUGUAAUCUCGACACGUUAA
This is a messenger RNA of Protopolystoma xenopodis, 342 nucleotides long. The record is from the annotation of a GenBank genome assembly. Lineage: Eukaryota; Metazoa; Platyhelminthes; Monogenea; Polystomatidea; Polystomatidae.